AAUGAAUGAUUCCUCACCAGAAUGGAAAGAAUCUUGCACAAAACUACUGGAAGAUAUGCUUAAAUUAGAAGAUGCCGCUUGCUUUAGAGGCAGAUACAAAGCUAAAACGGCAGCUCAAGCGAAAUUUUAUGACUAUUUAUCUCAACAAGGGAUGCAAUGUGAACCAUCUCUAUUUAAAAUAAAGAGGAAAAUAGCUUGUGGAGAGUAUGUACACUCACUUCAAGUCGGUCAAGAUGUUCGAGUUUUCUUAAAUCAUGCUAUUUCAUUCUUUUCGUCAUCAGAUCAAGAUGGAAUAGCCGCAAGUAGAACCUUACAUUUCUUUGAAAAAGAGUUCCAAAAGAUCUUAACUAACCAAUCACGAGAUGAAAAUCCGAGAAAAAGGAUGAGGACAAACUCAAAUUCUUCUAUGCAAGUUAUUGAUCAACCACAUUCAUCUCCCUCACAUCAAAUUGUUGACAGUCAGCCAUUUUCAUCUGUCGAAAUGCGAACACCUCCAACAAGUCAAGAAGAAUCUAAUAUUAGCAGAAAUUGUAAUGGAAAACGGGAUCAAGCCAUUCAAGCAUCUCAGAGUGUCAACUCUUGUCGUCUUCAUAUAAAAGAAAUGUGGCUGGGAAAUCAAAUACUAUCAAGUUCAGUGAAAAUAUUCGAUAAACAGGUUUCAUUUAGAGUGAAAAAACAAACGAGACCAAAUAUUUACCAAUAUGACUUGGAUGCAGAGGAUAUUGUGAAAAUUGUUUUCCACUCUUGUUCCAAUAGCACUGGUGUUCUCCUGUUCUACGUUAUGCCUAGUGCCAUAAGGGAGAUGAAAGCUUCUCUCAGUGAUAAUCAUAUAAACUCUAGUGUUAUAACAUUAGUUCUACACAGACUCGACGUUCAAAGUAAAAUUCUUUUACAAGGAUAUACCCAUCAACUAUGCCAACGAUCACCUUUUGCGUCUAUGUUCGAAGAGGUUGACAAGAAUACUAUUCAAAAUCUCUUGAAAAAGUCUCUACAUCCGUCUCACAUUGAACGUUUCAAUAAAUACUUCCCCACCUUCUCUUUAACACCUACAGCAUUAUCAACAAUAACAGGAGCAACGAUAACCAUAAGUCCAGUCAUAACAACAGUAUCAACGGCAUCAACAAGAGCACCAACAUCAACAACCUCAUAUACACCUGAAAAAAAUCAGUACAGGCAAUCAAGUUCUAACGCUGCAGAAAUAAUCGACGAAAUCUUGAAUUUAUCACCCUCUUAUGGAUCUCCAGUAUCAACUCCAAUUAUCAACAUAAUGCCAUCUGUUUCAACAAAUAGUAAUCCCACUUCGAGCGGUUUUGCUCGUGUUACUAAUCAACCAGUACAAUCAACAACUUUUCAACAUUUUCCUAAUCAGUCGCAAGUUCACAAUGACUUUAUUACCCAAAUUCUCAACGAAAGUUCAGCUAAUACUAGUAUUGAAUCAAAAGACUGUGACGAAGAUGAAGAUGUGAUUGUAGCAUCGGAAAAAGUCAGCGUAAAAUGUCCCAUCACGCAAGUUGUAAUGAAAGAAGCUAUGUUGAACAAAAAAUGUAAACAUUCGUACGAUUUAAAUGGAAUAACAAGUUACUUGAAUACUCGGAAAGGUAAGGCAACACAAUGUCCGGUUUCGGGUUGUACAAAUAAAUGCGUUGAAAUGAAUGAUUUACUACCGAACGUCAAACUGCAAAACUUGAUAAACAGGAAACGCACAGAACUUGAUAGAAGUGUUGUAAAAUUAUAA
Molecule: messenger RNA, 1735 nt
Organism: Dimorphilus gyrociliatus
Lineage: Eukaryota; Metazoa; Annelida; Polychaeta; Dinophilidae
Source: the annotation of a GenBank genome assembly